This is a messenger RNA of Hypoxylon trugodes, 5085 nucleotides long. RefSeq lists its product as uncharacterized. The transcript has a single exon. The record is from RefSeq and is a predicted model, not a curated record. Lineage: Eukaryota; Fungi; Ascomycota; Sordariomycetes; Xylariales; Hypoxylaceae. Bases 241 to 4764 code for a protein of 1507 amino acids.
GAACAUUCACGGUGAAGUAAAGAAGUCGACUAACUUUCUUAAUUUAAUGUUUUUACAACUUUCUUAUCAAGCUCGACUCCCUCCGUCUGGCCCUUUCCAUCUUGGUAUUAAUUCUUUCAGACUUACAAUUUUAAUAAUGACACUUAAUUCUUGAUCAUCUCCAUCUCAACGUUUCCUCCAACUGGGACAUCUUGGGUAGAUACCUACCUACACCUUGAGGAACCGCAAACAUACAUAACCAUGGCCGAAAAAGAUAUGCGCCUACGCCUUGUGGUACGAAGAGAAGGUCUUGCCGAUGAACGAUUGAUGUGGAAUAUAUCACUCAAAGACGAUCCGACGAUCUCUAAACUCCUGCAAGAUGUCAACGAGACUAUCACUCUAGAGAUAGGCCAAACAGGAUUAGAGAACUAUGUUGUCGAACUGCAUGAUGCCGACGGUAUGAGCUUUGAAUGCCUACAUUUCCAACCGCUACGUACCAUCCUGAAACCCGACGAUCGGGUCUUCAUCCGAGCACUAAAUCGAGACGACAACCGACGGCGUCGAAUUAGCGGCCGAUAUCAGAUAUCCUCCGAUGGAAGACAUUUAAUAGACGGUGUUGCUUUUGGUCGACGUCCUCUCGUACCUUCGGGUGGCCGAUACCCUAUUAGUCUUCCCCCCAGAAAGCGCCCUAAACUCACAAACGAUGACCCUGAGAACGAACAAGAUACACCGAUGUUAUACCUUACCAAUGGAGAGGAACUCGAUCCUCGGAAGGACUCUUCGAAUGUUAGAUUCGACACAGACUUGGAGGAUGAGGAUGUUGGUGACGAAAAUUUCGGUAGCGACGCGCAGGUAGAUGGUAGCUCCGAAUCCGAAGAUGAGGAAGAGGAAAACUCUGAAUCAUCAGACGAGGACGACCUCGACGAGGAGCUUCAAGGCUUAAUGGAAGAUGCUGCUUCCCUACAAGACGGCCCAGAGCCUGGGAAAGCUCCAGAUGCCAAUCAGCUAGACCCAGGUGAGGGAAACCAGAGUGUAUACGCAUUACGAAGUGCCUUCCCUUUAGCGCCUGUGGAUAUUUGCGAGAAAAUCCUAGAGAAUUCCGACGGCGACUUGAAGGCGGCAUACGGCAAUUUAAUUGAGGGAUUCGAACCAAAAAUGUCUAUAUCUGCAAUGUUGAAAUGUGCCUCGUCAGACAGACAAGUUUCAAAAUCAACAACCCAGGAGACUUCGGCGAAAGGCAUAUCUAAUAAGGAUGAUAUGAUGGAGGAUGAUGAAAACCUUUCAGACGUAUCUGAUGGCGAGAGCGAGGAGGAAGUUUCCACAUUCGUACGAGAAUUUGACCACCGUGGUCUUCCACCUGGGUCGAUUACUUCCGGCAAAGGGUUAGCACAAAUGGCUGCGAUAUCUGGUUCGUUCACUAAUAGUAAAUUUGGCGUCGAGAGUGAAACGACGUCUACGACAUUGAAUGGUAGCAAGGCUAGCCCCGAGAAAACAAUUGAUGGCGAUUCCGGGACUUCCAGCGAUGCUCCAAGCUCUAGUUCUGAAGACGAAGAUUUCGAAGUCGGGAGCGAGGAAGAUGACUCUGACGAUGAUGCAUCAUCGGAGAGUAGCGACAACAGUGAUGACGAAAAUAGCGAUAACAACAAUGAUGACAAUGACAAUGGCAACAGAGAUGCCCGAGCUGGCGAUCAACCAGGUUCACAUAGUGACGCAUCAGAUAGUUCGGAAAAUUCGGAUAGUCAAAGUGACGAUAGUAGUGAGGAUAGCGACAGUGGUCCAGAGGAAACUUCUGCCAAAUCUAACAUGCGAGGAAACACUUCACAGAUAGGUGGGAAGAAGGCACUCGAUCAUGAAAGUUCCGAUAUGGACACGAGUAGCAGUGACAUCUCAAGUGAUAGCGAUGCGUCCUCGUCCUCGUCCGAAGAGAGCUCCGAUGACGACUCUAGCGAAGCUGAAUCAACACCUGGGUCUGGAAGUACUCAUUUCCAAAAGAAGCCACUUCCCGCCGCAAAUACGCGGCAAUCUCAAGUAUCGUUGACUGCAACUUCCCACCUUAAACCUGUGCCUCCUGGAGCUGGAAAGGACAGUACCAAGAGGCGCAAUGCUCGUCGCAGGGCUGCGAACAGGGCCAAGAAGUUAGAAAUGCAAGAUGCGAAUACCACAUACACCGUAACCGCAAGCGAUGAAGCGCAACCCUCUGCUCCCACCCCAACCGUUCUAGAUGAGAAGGCACUAUUUGAAGCUAAGAGGCAAGAGUUGCUGGAUGCGAUCGCUAAUGGUGGGGUGGAAGUUGGUCCAUCAAGGCCUUCAACUACGACCAAACGAAAACGUAAUGAGUCUAAUGAGCUUGCUCAGCAAGAUUCCCUAGAACAUACUCCAACGGAGACGUCCAUGGGUGAAGACACUCAAUCACCGGCCUCCGACCAGAAAAGGCGUCGCGUGGACGUGGGUGCAGGACGUAGGCUGUUGUUUGGUGCGCUAGGUCUUCGUAACCCUAAGUCGAAAGAAGACGAAGACGACCUUAGGGCAAAACUUAUGAAGGAUGUGCGGCCACUUCAGAAUGUUAGACUUGAACAAGACAAAAGCAACCAAAAGGAGGUAUCCGGGAUGUUGGAAGAAGAAGAUGACGCCUGGAAAGAGAAGAUUAUCUACCGAGCUGUGGAGUGCUGUCAGGAAGGGGUAGUGUUAAGCGAACCUCCUUUCCCGUUUGUUCAGCGUUGGGAUCCCCAACAGCAAAGCUCGUGGUUCCAGAAGAAAAAUAAGCGUGGAGGUCAAAGUAAGCGAGCACAGCGUAAUGAAGCACAUUUCUACCAGGAUAAUCGAUCCAACAAGAAGCGAAGACACGACGAGUCUGCGAUGUGGGAUGAAGAGGGAUAUGAUGAUACUUUCAAUGGUAUCAACGACGAUACUAAUGCAGACGUGGAACUCAACUACGAUGACCCCGUGGAUGGUCAACAAUACGGAACGAACGAGCCGACUAAUGAUGCGAGUCAGUUCACGGACAUGGAUGACCUUCCAUCUUUGCCCUCGGAUCUAUCAACCCUUCCCAUUUUACGGCCCGGGGAAGUUCAGGUUGGGAUGGUGAUUACGUGGCAACAGUGGUCAUGUUCGUCGGCGACGAACUGGCAGCCGCAGCUUUCCAAUGUAGCUGGCGUUGUGGUGAGGAUCGACGACGAUGCUACUGGCUUGGAAGUCUGUCUCGCCAAACGAGAUCGGAAUCUAGAUCGAAACGAAAAGAAAUACGAUCAAAACACUGGCCAACGAAUAUACGACAAAUUUGAAGCGCCUGACCUUGAUGACGACGAUGACGAAGACGAAGGGGAAGAUGAGGGAUUUCGGACUAUCGGCUUUGCCGAAAUGCAACAGCCUAGGAUUCUGCAACAGCCUUUGCUUGCUAUGGUAGAUACCGAGAAAUCUAACGAGAAUCCCCAAACCGAGACCAAGUUAUCUAUUGAAACCGACGACACAAGAGUAGGCGUAAACACCGAGCUAUCCAACACGACGAACCUAGCGAAAGAAGAUACGUCUAAUGUUACUAGUUCCGACGCCUCACAAUUAGAACAAGGAGCCCGAAUUGAUAUAUCUACGUCUGAUUCAUCGCGAAUUAGUAGCCCGUCCCGGCAAUUACACGAGAACGCCAGCCAAGCUACCAAUACGAACCCCCAGGACCAUCCUACCAAGGAAAUAACCAGUCGAGGAGAGACAGACUCAGGUACCACGAUGAAGAAACCAAACACCGAUGUAUCAAGCUUAGGUUUUCCUAGUGUCGAACAGUCAUCAGGUCCCCUAUUUGACAGCUAUGAAGAUGAGGUAGUCGCUGGGACGCCAAAAGUCGUGAAAUCCAAGGUCUUUGUCCCUCCAUCAUCUGCGAGUAGUACCCGCAGCAGAAGGCAGCCAGAUCACACAUUAGAUAUGGAUAUCGCGGAACCGGAAUCGCUCAAAGUCACAGAAGAUGGUUGCUCCGUCGCACCUGAUAUGGAGGAUCGUUUAGCAUCAGAUGGCGAUGAGCGUAUGUCAACCCCAACACCUAAACCUGCUCGCCAGAGUACGCCAGCCGCAGACCAAGGAGAGGUAACUACGAACAGACAAAUAUCGUCUCCAGCUAACCCGUCAACACCAAGCUCUUUGGCUUCGUUGAACACUGUAUGGUGCACGGCGCUUACUUCACGCAACACCCAGAGCCCAUGCAAAUCCCAAUCUCAGCCCCAAUCUGUAGCAGCUAAGGCGUCACAACAAGCCCAGGCUCGAAAAGACCGUGAAUAUGAAGAAGCAAUGCGGAGGUUGGACGAUCUUCCAAACGACCAAGAUAGCGUAUCAAGAGUUCCCGACAGUUUCGAGCCGAGCAGCAUAUUAAGAGAUCCCGACGGUGUUGUGGAUGAUGACCAUACCAACAGAAGGUCCUCCAAGUCGCCGCAAAUCAAAGUCUCACCUUCCCCAGUAAAGAAGCGAAGUUCGCUAAAGUCCGCUUCCCAAUUCACACUUCCUCCUGGGACACAAGUUGUCGAAUUGUCUUCCGAUUCAGAACCAGUUUACACCGAGGACUACGCGGAUGAAGAGGUAGAUGGGAAUUACUCUCCCGAGGCAGAUGGUUUCCCUACAGGUAAUGGGUGGGUUAAAAAGGACCUUGGUGUGAAGGCCCGUAACGUAAGAAGCGUGACGGCGCCCCAAGCGAUAAAAAAGAAGCCACUUCUUUCGUCCCGAGGUCGCCACUCGACCUCCCCAUCUUCGUCGACCCCAAAUUUCGGUCCGAUCAAGGCUCGAAGGAAGACAAGUUCAAGGUUUUGAUGGAUGUUGGGUCAGAGAGGUUGGAUGUACGAGUGUCAGGCACUUUAGUAUUGACUUGACUUUAUGGUAUUUGUAGAAGUAUCGCGCGGAUAUGCUUCUUAUAGGAAUACUUUUAUGUCUAUAACUAAGCCAGCCAAAGUAUAAAUACCAGCAUAAUCCGGGACCGCCUAUCGCUGUAUGCGUAACAAGAGGAGCUAUCAAGUUAUUCGUGUAUUUUCUUACAGCUGUAGUAUCACGUUGUAGUAUCACGAAUUCGGCUCGGUGGAGAGGCUAGGACAGUAGAUAUUACAAAUCCUCGGCAGGUUAAACCCAAAACCCAUG